GCGCAGAGCAGCAGCGGAGCGGAGCAGCAGUAGUAGUACAGGCGGUGGUGGUGGUAGUGGUGGCGGCGGCGGUGGCAGCCCAGCCAGCCCAGCCCAGACCGGCACCCUCUACCCCGGCCCGUACCCGCACCGCAGCCCGGCGCCGCUAGACAGACAGACAAACAGCCAGAGAGAAUGGUGACCAAGGCGGAGAUCAGUCUGCCGUCGCUGCUGCCCGAGCCGCUCUAUCAGGCUCUGGACUCCUACCCGAAGCUGGAAGAUGUGAUGAUGACGGGCACAUUUGUCACCGCCUCCACCGACCAGCCGUUCUAUGGGGAACCCCUGGAGCAGUUCGAGCAUCUGCCGGCAGACACGUUCACCGACAUUUCGCCCAAUGGUGAUAAGUCCCUCAUUGAGUCGUACGGAGCCCAGAACUGCAGGCUUCCAUCCGUCACCUACACGGGCCGCUUCUCGCUGGAGCCCGCUUCCAGCAACAACAGCCUGUGGCCGGAGCCCCUCUUCAGCCUGGUCAGCGGCAUCGUCAGCAUGAGUGCUCCUUGUUCAAACGCAGCCUCGUCCAGCCAGCCCAUCAGUUGCUCGGUACAGCAAAGCCAGUCCAAUGCCAUCUACUCUGCUUCUUCAACCUUUACCAACACUAGUUCCGAUAUGUUCACGGAGGCGCAGUCUCAGGGCUUCCCCAGCCCGGCCAGCUCCGUUCACUACCCUCCCCCCAGCUUCUCCGACACUAAGAACUGUAGCAGCAACUUCCAGCUACCGAUGAUCCCAGACUAUAUGUUUUCCCAGCAAGAGGACAUGAGCGUGAGCAGCUCGGAGCAGAAACCUUUCCAAAACUUGGAGCCCAGAGCGCAGCCUUCUCUCAUCCCACUGUCCACUAUCAAAGCCAUCGCCAACCAGACCAGCUGCUCGGAGCUGAAAAAUAUCAACACUUACCACUCUCAACUGAUCAAACCGUCUCGAUUGAGGAAAUAUCCAAACCGACCCAGCAAGACCCCUCCCCACGAGCGGCCAUACGCCUGUCCGAUGGACACUUGCGAUCGUCGCUUCUCCCGGUCUGAUGAACUCACUCGCCACAUCCGCAUCCACACCGGUCAGAAACCCUUCCAGUGCCGCAUCUGCAUGAGGAACUUCAGCAGAAGCGACCACCUCACCACCCACAUCCGCACCCACACCGGCGAGAAGCCCUUCGCCUGCGAAAUCUGCGACAGGAAGUUUGCAAGGAGCGAUGAGAGGAAAAGACACACUAAAAUACACCUGCGGCAGAAGGAGAAGAAAGCUGAAAAGGCCAUGUGUAUCUCCAGCUCAAACGCCGCCAAUACCAUCUCCUACCAGUCCCCUGUCACCAACACCUACCCCGCCGCCAGCACCUCCUUUGAUGCUUCAGUCACCAGCGGAUAUCUCUCCUCAGUAGUGAGCACGUCCUUUGAUUCCCCAGUCACCAGCACGUAUCCCUCCGCAGUCGUGAGUACCUUUGACUCUCCAGUCGCUAGCACGUAUCCCUCCGCAGUCGUGAGCACGUCGUAUGACUCCCCGGUCCCAAGCACGUAUCCCUCCUCAGUAGUGAGCACUUCCUUCGACUCCCCAGUAACUAACACGUAUCCCUCCUCAGUAGUGAGCACUUCCUUCGACUCCCCAGUAACUAACACGUAUCCCUCCUCAAUAGUGAGCACUUCCUUCGACUCCCGAGUCACUAACACGUAUCCCUCCUCAGUAGUGAGCAGUUCCUUCAACUCCUCAGUCACUAACACGUAUCCCUCCUCAAUAGUGAGCACUUCCUUCGACUCCCCAGUAACUAACACGUAUCCCUCCUCAGUAGUGAGCAGUUCCUUUGACUCCCCAGUAACUAACACGUAUCCCUCCUCAAUAGUGAGCACUUCCUUCGACUCCCCAGUCACUAACACGUAUCCCUCCUCAGUAGUGAGCACUUUUGACGCCUCAGUCACUAACACGUAUCCCUCUGCAGUUGUGAGCACAUCCUUUGACUCUCCAGUCACUAACACGUAUCCGUGCGCAGUAGUGAGCGCAUCCUUCAACUCUCCAGUCACCAGCACCUUUCAUGCAGUGAGCCCAGCCACGUCGGAAAUGUCAUCGACACUCACACCAAGGACAAUUGCAAUCUGAAUUUACUCAGGUCUCUGGGAAUGGACAUGUUUUUAUAUAAAUAGACUUCUUCGUGCUCUUGUGUACAUGUGCCAAGCAGUGCCCCUCUCAGUGUUCUGCAGGUACGGUUGUCUAACAUGAGGGGGCUAUGCCUUUUCAUAUUCCAUCCUGUAUUGUCUGGAAUGGAACAGGGUUAAUGUUUCUAUCGUGCAAUGCUGUCUCCGAUCCCUUCAACACAAUGAAAUGCAGUUGGAAUGCCGUGUACCAGCAUGUACCGGAGAUGUCUUUAUGCCGGGGAAGCUGCCCCCGCGGUUGCCAAGUGGCUGAACCUUGCUUUGUUCUUUGGUAAAGUUCUGAUAAGUCUGUGUGCCUUUUAUGUGCAGCUUGCUGACAUGUAUUUCUGUUAGUGGAUGUGACGCGUCAAAGCCUUAAAGGUGAAAAGGAGACUUGGUCACUAAAGGCACUUUGCUGUUAGAGGGGAGGGAAGAAAUGCCAACGCAUUUCCCUCGAAAGUAUGCAAAAAAUAUCUAAAGUAUAUUUUUGUAAUCUGAGUGUAAAUAGAUUCAGAGCCGGGAUGUUUCUGUUACCUACCGAGUAGGCGUGUAUUUUUUUGUAUGUUCCCAAUUUGCGUUUAACUGGUGGAUACAUUUCAAUGUAGUGUUUGUAAACGGAGCACCUGCCUGUUCACGCUUCUUACACAAUGGAAUGCGCUUUACUGCCGAGCGGAUAUUUGGUGUACAAUAUACCCUGACGAAAAAUAAAUCUUUAAAAGAUUUUUCUUAA
Messenger RNA from Amblyraja radiata (thorny skate), 2880 nucleotides. Its product is annotated as early growth response protein 1-B-like. Gene Ontology annotation, molecular function: RNA polymerase II cis-regulatory region sequence-specific DNA binding; DNA-binding transcription factor activity, RNA polymerase II-specific. Gene Ontology annotation, biological process: regulation of transcription by RNA polymerase II. Lineage: Eukaryota; Metazoa; Chordata; Chondrichthyes; Rajiformes; Rajidae. The transcript has 2 exons. The record is from RefSeq and is a predicted model, not a curated record. Bases 175 to 2118 code for a protein of 647 amino acids.